CUGCCCCCCUCGCACCGCACAGCCAAGGGAGCAACUCGACAUUGCUCAUGGUCGACACGUCUGCAACGUCUGUGACGACGACGCAAAAGCCUCUGCCCAUCCAAAUGGCGUCGUCAAAGACAAAGAUGGAGAAGUUCACCUUCACCUUGGGCAAGCUCGAUGCGGGAAUGGCCAUCCUGCUCGGCCCCAAUGCCCAUCUGCUCGAGUUCCCGUCCUUACUCCUCCCCACGCCCUCGCCCAACGACCCGCCCCUCGGCCCCGGCUCGAUCCUUACUAUCACUGUGUCUCGCGACCUCGAGGCUGAAAGUGCCGCCCAGGAUGCGUUUGACUCGCUGCAAGCCAUGAUCGUCGAAUCUUAUGGCACCGCGUCCCCUGCAAAGCCCGUCCUCCGGAUCCAGAAUGUGACCCAGACCAGCGUCGCCCUCGAGUGGGACCCCCUCGUGCUCGGCAGCGCGUCGUUCCGCAGCCUCGAGAUGUACCGCAAUGGCCAGCGCUGGGGACGCGUCGGAGCUGACGUUGGCACCGACCACGAGAAGCAUGAGUGGAAGACUGGUGGCCUUCAGAGCGGAGAGGAGUACACGUUCCAGAUUGUCUUGAAGACCACCGCCGGCACCUUCACGUCCAAUCUCAUCCGUGUGCGCACCCACACCAUGGACAACUUGACCGGCCUCUACAUCACCUUUGGAGCUGUUCAGCCUCCAUCGCUGUUGAGCCAGCUGCGCCAGUCCCUGCAAGAGAUUGGUGCUAGAGAAGCCCCGACGGUCCAGCUUGCGACCACCCACUUCGUGUGCACAUCCCCCCUGGUCGGAGGCGAUGACUCUGGCCGGGGCGGACACAUUGACGAAGCGUACGAGCAGGCGGUGAACGCCAACAUGCCAGUGGUCAGCCCGGCCUGGCUGUUGGCAGUUGCUGCGGAGAGAAGACUCGUCCCUAUUGCCAACUACUUGCUCCCUGCUCCUUCGGCGCCGAUCACAACGUCAGCGGAUCCAGCCCCAUUCCGUCGCCCUUCGGACCUCAAGAGGUCGUCGUUGCCACUCGCCGCCCCGUCCACCCCCGUGCAGGAGCACCGCACGAUCCGAUCACCGAGCCCAGAAACUCUUGCGCGCAUGAGCAGUGCCGGCCCUGCAAUGUCCCCGUCGUCGCGGACCGAGUCGUUUGAGCACCGACGUAUCCCACAGCUUCCUGUGGCAUCUGGCCCAGCUGACGCUGCUGGGUCCGCGAGAUCGCGCAGUCCAAAGCCCGAGGCUGAUGGACGGCUGGACCGCGGGUUCAAGUUCCCUGUUCAGUCGUCACAGGACGGAUCGUCUGGUCGUGGCUCCCGCGGUAGCCGCAGCGCGAAGGGUGGCAACAAUGGUUCGGAUCCUGCCUUGCCUUCACCACCCAUGGUGCCGCCCGUCGUUCACAUCCAAGCUCCCUCGACGGACGGCCCUGUCUCAGCACCAGUGGGGUUCACACCCGACGAACCGAGUGACGAACCCGCUGUGGAGGAGAGCGAGGAAGCCACGUCCGCACCAGAACUUCCCAAGGAUGAGCCUCCAGCGUACGACAAGGAGGGGCCAGACGCCCCUGCAGCUGCGGCCGACAAGGAGACGGCCAAGGGCGACAAGUCAGCCGAAAAGAAGGAGGAGACCUCACCAGAGGCAGCCUCCGCAACGAACGCAACGACAACCGAUGUGUCAGCAGACGCAACGACGGAAACCUCGACGGAGGCCACGACAACGGAUGCCGCAGCCGAUGCAAAGGCUGCCGACGCAGCCACUGGUGAAAGCACCAAGUAAUGAGUAGAAAUAGAGCACUUCUCGAUGUGAGGGAGAGGAUGCAUCCUUAUGGGUUG
Molecule: messenger RNA, 1834 nt
Organism: Vanrija pseudolonga
Lineage: Eukaryota; Fungi; Basidiomycota; Tremellomycetes; Trichosporonales; Trichosporonaceae
Gene: cfr1
Product: Cell fusion protein cfr1
Exons: 5
Coding region: 48-1778 (576 amino acids)
Biological process (GO): Golgi to plasma membrane transport; conjugation with cellular fusion
Cellular component (GO): trans-Golgi network; exomer complex
Molecular function (GO): protein dimerization activity
Source: RefSeq, a predicted model, not a curated record